Molecule: messenger RNA, 1489 nt
Organism: Cottoperca gobio
Lineage: Eukaryota; Metazoa; Chordata; Actinopteri; Perciformes; Bovichtidae
Product: pre-mRNA-splicing factor 38A-like
Exons: 10
Coding region: 333-1100 (255 amino acids)
Source: RefSeq, a predicted model, not a curated record
UUCUAUUGAAACUCCUUGAACUCUGUUGAUUUUUGAAAGCAAUAUAGAAGUAUUGUUAUAGUGUGGUGAAGAUCCUGAGGACAUCCGGCCCAAGCUUCAGGGAUUUUCUCCCACAGGAUCCAUAAUGUCAAUAUUUGUUUUGACAACGUUGGUUUUUAAACUCUGAAUAUGUUGUGGAUACAUGAGGAAAUCGUUCAGAAAUCGUUUUUCUUUUUUGUAAUAGAGUUUGAACUGAUGCAUGUGGACGAGUUCAUUGACGAGCUUCUUCACUCAGAGAGGAUGUGUGACAUCAUUCUGCCUCGACUUCAGCUGAGCUGGUUGUGGACAAAGCCAUGGAGUUGAAGUUUGUCGGUGGAGUUUUUGGAGGAAACAUCAAGCCCACUCCCUUCCUCUGCCUCACUCUGAAGAUGCUGCAGAUUCAACCUGAAAAAGACAUCAUCGUUGAGUUCAUAAAAAACGAAGAUUUCAAAUAUGUUCGUCUACUCGGAGCGAUGUACAUGAGGUUAACUGGCACCGCAGUGGAUUGCUACAAAUACUUGGAACCGCUGUACAACGAUUACAGAAGGGUCAAGAGUCAGAACAGAAAUGGAGAGUUUGAACUGAUGCAUGUGGACGAGUUCAUUGACGAGCUUCUUCACUCAGAGAGGAUGUGUGACAUUAUUCUGCCUCGACUUCAGAAAAGACACGUCCUCGAGGAGGCUGAGAUGUUAGACCCACGUAUCAGCGCUCUAGAGGAAGAUCUGGAUGAGGUGGAGAGCAGUGAAGAAGAAGAUGAGGAAGAAGAGAAGCCGGAGAGACUCCAGACCCCUGAGCCCCACAGGCGCCGCGACGGUUACCGUGACAACGACCGACCUCGUCGCUCACCGUCGCCUCGUUACAGACGCAGUCGCUCACCCAGACGGAGGAGCAGAUCUCCAAAGAGGCGAAGCCCAUCGCCCCGGAGAAACCGCCAUCGCAGCAAGAGCCCCCGCCGACACCGCAGCCGGUCCAGAUCCAAAUCCCCCGGUCAUCACAGAAGCCACAGACAUCGCAGCCACUCAAAGUCCCCAGAGAGGAGUUCAAAAAAGAGUCACAAGAAGAGUCGAAGAGGAAACGAGUGAUGUUUCUUAUAUAUCUUCCCUUUUUAUUUUUUACCUCCAAACGGUCAUAGAACUUGCUUCUAAAUCUUGUACGAAAUUUGAGUUUCCAUUCAUUUCCAUUUUCGAUGUUGGACCACCGACAUGUCUAAGAUUUUACAAUGUAAAGCCCUCCGGUCUCAGCAGUGUGUAUGGACAGUAUAUAUUCACUCACUCCAUCUGCAGCCUUUCAGCCUCAUUCUCACACCCUCUGAGAGAGAGCAAUCUUACAGUACGCCCCGUCUUCAGAUACUUACGGCUAUUAUUGAUAACUUUUGGAUCUGUGUAAAUGUAGAAAAUGUGUUUCUGUAUGUUAAGAAUGAGUUUCACACUCUGACCUGACAUUUGUCAGAAAUAAAGACCCUGAUUCCUUA